AGGCUGAAAGGUGCACGAGUGCAUGUUGACACCGUCCCUGUGCAGUGUCAGGGUGGACAUAUGGUGUACACUGUGCUAAUGGCGACCGGCGAGUUUAAAGAUCGAUGUAUUGUGCUGUGCGUGCAUGCGGAGGAGUAAAUAGAGAAAAGAGUCCGAGGUGAGCGGGAGGAACAUGGCGGGGCUGACUUGGCGGGGACAGACAUGGCGCGAGGAGGACUGUCUACCCGGCAUCUGGUACCUGGAGAACAAUGUGCGAUGCCGGACGAUGGAUCAGUUGACAAUGGGUCAGCCCGUGGUGGACGAGAACCUGCAACGUUUCUCCGGCUGGUACGGCGGUUACCAUGGCUACGUCAGCCUCUGCGUGUGCCUGUCCGGGAUCGUGACCAACACCUUCAACGUCACCGUCCUCACGCGCCGUAAGAUGCGAACGCCGGUCAACCAGAUCCUGACUGGACUUGCCUUCUCUGACAUGGUGACCAUGCUGAGUUACGUGCCCUUCGCUACACACUUUUACUGCGUUUACACGCCCUCCGACACAUCGCCGGCCAAGAACAGUUACGGCUGGAUGUUCUUCCUGCUGUUCCACAUCAACCUGACCACCGUGACACAUACAGUGUCCAUCUGGAUGUGCGUGGUGCUGGCCAUCGUUCGCUACAUGCACAUCCGGUCUCCCACCCGCGUACCCUCCGUGCGAUUCCGCCGAAUCAGCCAGUCCACCUACCUGGUGCUGUUGGUCUACGUGCUGUCCACCCUGGUCAUGAUCCCUAACUUCAUGACCAACGAAUUAGUGGCGGAGCCGAAUAACAGCAGUAACGAGACGAUAUGGAUGCUCAAGUCCCUGGACCUGGGCAGGAACGACACGGGGUCGCUGGUCCUCGUCAACGUCUGGAUGUACGCCAUCUUGGCCAAGCUGUCCCCCUGCUUCCUCAUGUCUGUCUUCGGCUCGCUGCUUUUGCACCAGCUGCGCAGCAAGAUCAACCAGCGGCGGGACUUCCUCAAGUUCUCCGUGGCCAACUCCAGCAAGCUGCGCGAACACUCGCGCACGACUAAGAUGCUCAUCACUGUCAUCGUCCUCUUCAUCGUCACGGAGCUGCCCCAGGGCGUGCUCAUCAUCCUUAGCGCCACACGCUCGGGUUUCUUCGAUACAGUUUACUUGCCUCUGGGCGAUGUCAUGGACAUCGUCGCUCUGGUCAACAACGCCAUCAACUUUGUGCUCUACUGCUCCAUGAGCACCAAGUUCAGAGAGACCUUCCUCCGCCUCUACUUCCGGUGCCGGACCUACCAGGAGGAGGAGUGCGAGGAGGAGAACGGUUAUGUCCUGAGGGACAAGAACGACUCCUGUUGCAGCAACAACAACUGACUUAGAUUCGUGUCCGGUCUCGGAAUUCUUUUGGGUUGGCAAGCUGAGCUUCGGAAACCAAAGAGCAGAAACGGGUAUCUGGCAGAAAUGGAUACGUGGUAAGAAGCGCCAACAACCCUCCAACAAAGGUCAACCACCUCCUGUGCUUUAUUUUGGGUGAAGUGCUGCGUGGUGAGAAAUAAUUUGUAAAUAUUGAAGUUUACAGAUUAUGAGGUGUUUCUUUCCCAUCGUCAAGUAUUUCUGCCAAACAGCUUUCUUCGUUGAGACAGGCCAGAGCUGAUGGCA
Pomacea canaliculata is the source of this 1645-nucleotide messenger RNA. Its product is annotated as sex peptide receptor-like. NCBI's taxonomy places the organism in Eukaryota, Metazoa, Mollusca, Gastropoda, Architaenioglossa, Ampullariidae. Gene Ontology annotation, cellular component: membrane. Gene Ontology annotation, molecular function: G protein-coupled peptide receptor activity. Gene Ontology annotation, biological process: G protein-coupled receptor signaling pathway. The record is from RefSeq and is a predicted model, not a curated record.